Molecule: messenger RNA, 1620 nt
Organism: Arctia plantaginis
Lineage: Eukaryota; Metazoa; Arthropoda; Insecta; Lepidoptera; Erebidae
Source: the annotation of a GenBank genome assembly
AUGGGUGAUGAGAAAAACUUAUCGCAGUAUGAAUAUAAUAAAGUGCCCGACACGGAAAAGUUACCUGAAAAAGUAGAUAGUCCACCCAAAUUCGGAUACGGCGUUAGACAUAUUCAGCUAGUCAUUUUUUUUCUAUGUCUUACUGUAUGUAUAAUUGGAAGAGGACACUUGGGAGUGACGAUCGUUGCUAUGACACAUAACCCUGAACUUAGCAUAACCACAGAUAAUACCUCUAUAUAUUUAAAAAAAAAUAACGACACAAAUCUUACAAAUCACUCGAAUACUGGUGAAACAGAAAAGGCAUUCGAAGAUUUCAAAACAUCAAACGGAAGCCAUGAAAUUGCAAUGAGCAAUAGUAAUCCAGAGCAUAAAACAUGGAUCUGGCCGAAAUCAAUUCAAGAAAUGGUAUUGAACUCUUUCUUUCUUGGGUAUAUGAUCAUGAUGUUCCCAAUGGGUAUGGUAUGCCAGCGCUAUGGAGGUAAACUUCCUCUUCAGAUUGGUCUCUUCGUCACCGGAAUCGCUUCUAUUAUUACGCCUUGGUUAGCUAUAUGGGGAGAUUGGAAAGCUGUAUGUGGCUGUCGUAUUGUGCAGGGUUUGGCUCAAGCUGGCACGUAUCCUAGUAUUCAAAGUCUACUUGCCAAAUGGGUACCAGAAGAUGAGCGUGCUAGCCUUGGAUCUUGUGUUCAUACAGGACUUACUUUAGGCACCGUAAUAGCCUUUCAACUAGCAGGUUUUCUAGGGGCUAGUAAGUGGGGUUGGCCAUCUACAUACUACGUAGUCGGAGUGAUCUGCAUGUUAUGCUUCAUUGUACUUACCGUAUUUGGAGCAGCCAAUCCACUAGAACAUAAGUCUAUUAGUCAAGAAGAAAAGAAUUACAUUAUGAGAGCAGCUAAUAAAGGCAACGGCAAGAAACUUGCAACACCUUGGCGAGCAAUUUUCACAUCAAAACCCUUGUGGGGUACAAUAAUUACACACGUCGGCACAAGCCUGACCUUCAUAUUUUUCUUUAACCAAGUGCCUACAUAUAUUCAUUAUAUCCUCGACAUUGAUGUUAGAAAUAGUGGCAUGUUGUCAUCAUUGCCAUACGUCGCGAGCAUCUUCACAAGCCUGUUCUUUGGUUGGCUAGCUGAUUACAGUGCCAAUAAUAAUAUUAUUAGUAAAAACAAUACGAGAAGAAUAUCCGAUUCAGUUGCAAGUUUCGGUAUGGCUAUUUGUCUGAUCUUGACGUCAUAUACAAGCAAUUCUGUCAUCGCGGUGUCAUGCCUUGUAGUGGCUAUGGCCAUUAACAUGGGCCAUAACACUGGAUGGAUGGUAAACUACAUCGACUUAGCUCCAAAUUUUGCCGGUACUCUUUUAGCAGUAGGCAACACAAUAGCGAAUAUUUUUGGUGUUUUAUCGCCGAUCGUCGUCUCAUAUGUAGUCAUUGAUAUGACAAAUAUUACACAAUGGCGUAUAAUGUUUUUUAUUGCUUCCGGAAUAUCCAUUGUCACCAAUGUUAUCUUCGUUCUAAUGAUGUCUACAGACGUGCAGCCUUUCAACUAUGCUUCUACAGAUGAAACCUGCGUUGAAGACAUGCAAGGAGAAUUCAAAGAAAAAAAGAAGGCUUUUGACGUAUUAUGA